This is a messenger RNA of Mollisia scopiformis, 1043 nucleotides long. RefSeq names its product peroxisomal membrane protein-like protein. Bases 182 to 847 code for a protein of 221 amino acids. The transcript is spliced from 4 exons. NCBI's taxonomy places the organism in Eukaryota, Fungi, Ascomycota, Leotiomycetes, Helotiales, Mollisiaceae. The record is from RefSeq and is a predicted model, not a curated record. Gene Ontology annotation, cellular component: peroxisomal membrane.
CAACAUCUGAACAAUCACUUCACAACAAAUUCCCACCUCCAAGCCUCGACUCAAACCCUCAAAAUAAGCACUGAACUUAAGCACACAGAUGUGCAUUCAACGAUAACAAUAAAUCCCUCCACAGUGCUUCUGCACGCUUGCAAAUUCGCGCUCUGAGUUGCCUCGGCUCGAAUCCGGCAUAAUGUCUGGAAUCGAAAAUCUCCAGAGGGCACUCGAGAGUAUUAUACUGAAUCCCAAAUAUGCCGAUUACCUAGCGAUUCUGAAAGCAGCGCGCAAUGGCGCCGUCUACGGUGCCAAAGUCCGGUUUCCACAUGCGCUGGUUAUGAUAUUUUUGUUUAGGUCGGGGACGGUGAGGGAGAAGUUGGCUCUUAUCUUCCGGGCUACGAAGACGCAUGCGCAGAACUUGGCUAAGUAUGCGAUGGUGUAUAAGAUUACAAUGCUGGUUUUGAAGCAUAUGGGCUCUACGCCGGGGAAAGAAGGGAAGUUGGAUACCUUCUUUGCGGGGUUGUUGGGUGGGUACUUGGUGUUUGGACGGAGAUCGAAAAGAGGACAUGUUUCUUCUGUUAGUAAACAGAUUGUUAUUUUUGUGUUCGCACGUGUGUGUCUAGCUGUGGCCCAACUCUCGAUAGAACCGGCGAUGGGAAUCAUAAAGGACCCAGAGAUGACGAAACGAAUAGCGCACGACGCAUGGCCAGUGUUUGCAGCAUUAAGUUGGGGAUCGGUGAUGUGGCUUUUCAGAUGGUACCCUGAUACAGUGCAAUCGGGACUCAGGAGUAGUAUGGACUACAUUUAUGUUCAAAGCGAUCAUUGGGAUAGCUUAAGGAACUUUUUGAUCUACAACAAGUAGAGAAGGGUGUCGAGAGAUGGAUUGACGAUGAGAUGCUCUUCAAAGAGUCGACGCAGCGGUCCCAGAUGAGUUCUGGAACGACGCUGGCGUCAAGAAUACGCGACAAGUACGAGAGAGACUAGACGAGAGGUUUUGGUGCAUUGCAUAUUACGGCGUCGGUAUUUGCCAGGCCUUGUAGACUAGACGAACUACUUAC